Aphanomyces invadans is the source of this 1729-nucleotide messenger RNA. RefSeq lists its product as hypothetical. The coding region runs from base 19 to 1551 and encodes 510 amino acids. Lineage: Eukaryota; Oomycota; Saprolegniomycetes; Saprolegniales; Verrucalvaceae. The transcript has 4 exons. The record is from RefSeq and is a predicted model, not a curated record.
AAAGCGUUCCUGGUCAGAAUGAAGCGAUCGAGGGUAGAUGGUGGCAGCAACAACGAGCACGAUGCGGAUGUCAAGACCAAGGAUGUCGAGACAGAUGGGAUCGGAAGCUUUGCCAAGGCAUCGGACGACGUCAUGCGUGAUCGACGGGUUGCAAAAGCUGUCGCUUCAUCCACACGCUUGUCAGAAUUGAAGCGCCACUCAUACGCUUUGAAUCAGAGCUUUUAUCAAGGCAUCAAGCUGCAGUCUUCGCAGAAUGGCAAAGGAUCGUGGCUCGAAAACAUGAAGGAGUACCUGUCAUACGCCCAGGAGAUCGACGGUCGAUACGGCGAUCACCGCGGUGUUCUAUUGACGUUCGGAAGCGGAGAUUGUGGCCAGCUCGGCCAUGGCGUCGAGGAAGAAGUCGACAUGUGCGUAAAAUUUCCUCGUCCGAUACAAGCCCUUUCCAUGCACCGCAUCGUUCGAGUGGCUUGUGGGGGUUUGCAUACGAUGGCGCUGACGCACGAAGGUUCCGUGUUCACGUGGGGCUGCAAUGACGACGGUGCUCUCGGUCGCGUCGGCGACGAAAAUCUGCCCGGUCCAGUCACGGGGUUCCCCGACAACACGACUAUCGUGAAUAUUGUCGGUGGCGAUUGCCAUACAGCAGCCGUGACUGCAGACGGGUCGGUAUUCACGUGGGGCUCGUACAAGGACAAAGAAGGCAAACUGUGGUGUGACGGCCCGACUCCCAAGGACACGUUCAAGAAGAAGCAGAUGACGCCGUAUUUGUUGCCUACACUGGCCAACGUCGUCGACAUCAAGUGCGGCAGCAGCCACAACCUCGCACGGUGCGCCGACGGGCACGUGUACUCGUGGGGCCUCGGCGAGAUGGGGAAUUUGGGUCGGCCCGUGGCUAUGGAGAUUCGCGAUGCCGACGGCGAGUACAACGUGUCGCUGGUGUUUAACGACCAUUUGACCCCCCAGUUGGUCAAGUUCAACGGGAAAUCAUUUGGGUGCAGAGCGCUCGGCGCUGGGUCGUAUCACUCGCUGUUUGUCGCGAACGAGUCGGGCGGUAUCUAUACGUGUGGGCUGAACAACUACGGCCAACUGGGUCUGGGCCACGAUGUGAACCAGACGGAACUGCAGCUCGUGGAGGCCCUGAGCUCCAAGAAUGGCCUGCUCGUCGAGGGAGGCACCCAUCACUCGGUUGUAUUGGUCAGUGACGGCACUAUUUACACCUUUGGCCGAGGAGACAGCGGCCAGCUGGGAACGCUGGACGACCCGUGUACUGGGGUUUUCAAAGACAGCCCACAAGAGAUUCAAGUACCUGGGGUCAAGGGGUUUCGAUCGAUUGCGUGCGGAUCGAACCACGCACUGGCUGUGUCGGAUCAAGACACGAUUUACUCGUGGGGAUACGGCGACAUGCUAGCGCUGGGUAACGGCGUCGAGAAGGACGAGCUCAAACCACGCCGCCUCGACUGGGCCAAAACUAAGUUUGGCGACGCGCGGAUCUUGCAAGUGUCUGCUGGCGGACAACACAGUGCUGUCGUGGCGGAAAAGGGCACCGCCAAAUAGAUCGAGUCGGGCAUGGAAUCGUUUGAAAAAUGGCCUUACUACGUUCGCUGGUCGACUUUGACUCCUUGUUCGCAUUGCUCCAGAUCGCAUCGAAGAGACGACUUGCACGUCAUGCAGCCAAGCCUUACGUCUUGCUCUGCACUCUCUCCACCCUGUCCGAUGCGAUCUCUCUGCCGGC